UAAGUAUGAUGUGGCCCCGGUUGCGUGUGUCCAUCCCGUAUGCACAUCCUGCCACCCGUGCUGCCACGCCGCUACGCUACGCCACGCCACGCCAUCCACCCACCCACCUCCCCUCCAGAUCACAACAAACAACAACCAUGGGCGCCGGCUGGUACUUGUUGGCACUCUGUGCCUUGUGUUCCGCCCUUGUUGCGGGUCAAACUUUUAGUGAAACCAUAGGGAAAGAGCAGUCGUGUCACUCGUUUGCCGGAGGUAAUGUGUACCCGUACACCUGGCCACACGGCGGGGACCACAAGCUGCAGUGGACGAAGGCAGUCAUUUCCAAACCUGCCCCUGAAUGGAAGGGGACUGCCGUUGUCAAUGGGGAAAUCAAGGAGAUCAAGUUGUCGGAUUACAAAGGAAAAUACCUUAUUUUCUUUUUCUAUCCUUUGGACUUUACAUUUGUGUGCCCUACGGAGAUUCUUGCCUUCAAUGACCGUUUGGAGGAAUUCCGUAAAAUAAACACCGAGGUUGUGGCAUGCUCCGUGGAUUCCCAUUUCACUCACCAUGCAUGGACCAAUACGCCACGCAAGGAGGGUGGACUUGGUAAACUUAGCAUUCCAUUGUUGUCUGACAUGAACCAUCAGAUAUCCAAGGAUUAUGGCGUGUACCUUGAAGAGCUUGGCCACACACUGCGAGGCUUAUUCAUUAUUGACCCCCGAGGUGUCAUUCGUCAAAUCACUUUGAAUGACCUCCCUGUUGGUCGCAGUGUAGAUGAAACACUGCGUCUUGUGCAGGCUUUCCAAUAUACUGAUAAAUUUGGAGAAGUUUGCCCUGCUGGAUGGAAGCCUGGUGAAGACACGAUUAAGCCAGAUUUGAUUGGGAAGAAGGAAUUUUUCUCAAAACAUUAAGAUGGGUUUAUUGAUGCAAGUUGUAGCUCCUAAACAUCACUCAUGGCUCAUGGGGUAAGAAAAAUUUUCUAUCUGAAGUUUAUCAAUCUCAACCUACCAUCACAACAUGUCUUCCUUGUGUGCAUGUGCAAUGCCCUCUAUACUUCAUCCAAAAAUGAAAUUGACAUGGGUGUUAAUGAUUUCUCUGACCAUGUCUAUAGCUAUAUGAUUAAUAUUGAUGGAUCUAGUCAAUAGACUGAUUUGUGUUUGGUAUGUUACUCAAUUAUUGCCAUUCCAAAAGAAAAUAAACAGUGUAAAGUGCAACAGACUAUUUUGAAAAUAAAACUAAAAACAAAUGCC
Messenger RNA from Frankliniella occidentalis (western flower thrips), 1229 nucleotides. Its product is annotated as peroxiredoxin. The record is from RefSeq and is a predicted model, not a curated record. The transcript has 5 exons. Gene Ontology annotation, molecular function: thioredoxin peroxidase activity. Gene Ontology annotation, biological process: response to oxidative stress; cell redox homeostasis; cellular response to stress. Bases 6 to 890 code for a protein of 294 amino acids. NCBI's taxonomy places the organism in Eukaryota, Metazoa, Arthropoda, Insecta, Thysanoptera, Thripidae. Gene Ontology annotation, cellular component: endoplasmic reticulum; cytosol.